CUUCCAGUUUUCAUUGUCUUUCAGUUGUUGCAGAAGAAGGUCUUACAUCCAGAUUAACUUUGACUUGGACAGAUUCUGCAUGCUGUGCCACUGUGGAUGUGAGAAGCUGAGUCAGACCUUUAUCUUUGUGUUAUUUAAAGGUGAAAACAUUUGGAGCAUCUCUAUCAGCUGGACUUGGAGCCUGUUGAUGGAUGUUGAGUGCAGUGGCUGCUAGAGCAUAGACAGUCACGGACUGAUAUUCUCUACCUCCUGUGGGGACACUUGCUGUGUCAUCAGAUUUUACAGUACAAAGGAUAUUUGACAUCCCCUGUUUCCUCUUACUGGGCUUUUCUUUGCUUUUCUGGAGUUACUUACAACCCUGGGACACCAGCUUUGAUAGUUUUUUUUUUUUUCAAUUUGCGUUUCCUGUGGUUGAACAGUGGAUACUAUCACCCCUGUAACCAAUGACAGCACAGCAGAUCUCAAUUUCUAACUGUUUUAGGGAGACUUUAGGAUAUCUCUAUUUGCUUUUCCUUGGUUUAUUUAAAUUGAUGUACCAGGAGUUUUUCACUGUUGUUUAAAGCCAGGUAAGGAGCAGGUCCUAGUCCUAGGCUCUAUGCUUUUUUCAGGGCCCAGCAGUUUUGUCUGGGCCCUGUGGCCAGACCUUAAACAGCUCCCUCUUCAAAACAAAUGGAGAGCAGCGGCUGCAUCCCUCUCUGCUGGAGCAAGGGGGCCUGCAUCUACGCACAGCACCCCCUACCAAAAUAUGACGCCCAGUUAGCCCCAGCAGGAGCAUCUGAGUCAGGCAUGGCGUCGUCUUCCUACUUGGAACCCAACCACAAUCACGCCGCAGCUGGUGGUUGUGGGGUUAAAUCCCGUUCUGGGAUUCCCGGUGGUACUGGUGUUGGUACCAGCGGCUCUGCUGGAGGCCUUGAGCGGCCCCCAGGCUCCAUGGACCGGGUUCUGAAGAUCUUCCAUUAUUUUGAGACAAACAGUGAACCAUGCACCUGGGCUAGUAAUAUCAGGCAUGGAGAUGCUACAGAUGUCAGGGGUGUUAUCCAGAAGAUAGCAGAGAUCCACAAACUGCGCUGUGUGUCCUCUCUGGGUCUCCGUCUGACCCAUCUGCACUCUGAUGCACUCCAUUGGUUACACCCUGAUUUGGGCGUGUCUCACGUCAGGGAGAAAUAUGAGAAACAACACCCCCAGGAUGAGUGGAGGUAUGAGUUGCGGAUGCGGUACCUACCUAAAGGUUACCUCAGCCAUUUUUCUGAAGACAAACCCUCUCUUAACUACCUCUACCACCAGGUCAAGAGUGACUACAUGCAACAUAUCGCUGAUCAGGUGGAUCAAGAUGUUGCUUUGAAACUGGGCUGUUUGGAAAUUAGGAGGUUCUUCAGAGAGAUGCCAGGAAACGCCCUGGAUAAGAAAUCCAAUUAUGAACUACUAGAGAAAGACGUUGGUCUGAGAAGGUUCUUCCCCAAAAGUCUGCUGGACUCCCUUAAGGCCAAGACUCUUCGUAAGCAGAUCCAGCAGACCUUUAAGCAGUUUGCUAACCUCAACGACGAGCAGAGCAUCCAUAAGUUCUUUGAGAUACUCUCUCCCAUCUACCGCUUUGACAAAGAGUGCUUCAAAUGUGCUUUGGGGUCUAGUUGGGUAAUAUCAGUAGAGUUAGCUAUCGGACCGGAGGAAGGAAUCAGCUACCUCACAGAUAAGGGCUCAACGCCUACACACUUAGCUAACUUUAACCAGGUUCAGUCCAUCCAGUACUCUGCUUUGGAAGAAAAGGACAGGAAAGGCAUGCUGCAGCUUAACGUAGCAGGAGCUCCAGAGCCCCUCACUGUCACCACGGCAGCGCUGACUACAGCAGAAAACAUGGCUGACUUGAUUGACGGCUACUGUCGGCUCGUCUCCUCAGCUACUCGCUCCUUCAUUGUCAGAGUCCACAAAGAGGGGGACAGAGCUCUGCCUUCCAUCCCCAAAGUUUCAAAUCAUGAGAGGCGGAUGGAAAAACGGAUGGACGGAGUACGGACCAGAGCUGUUUGCGUCUCAGGUCAGACUAGUGGCGAUGAAACAGACGACUAUGCUGAGAUCAUAGAUGAGGAGGACACCUAUACCAUGCCUUCAAAAUACUAUGGACUAGAUCAAGCACGGGACUAUGAGAUUCAGCGGGAUCGUAUUGAGUUGGGACGUUGCAUAGGUGAGGGUCAGUUUGGAGACGUCCACCAAGGAGUCUACAUCAGCCCGGAGAACCCAGCCCUGUCUGUGGCAGUGAAGACGUGUAAGAACUCAACAUCAGACAGCGUCAGGGAAAAGUUUCUCCAAGAAGCAUUGACCAUGCGUCAGUUUGACCACCCUCACAUUGUGAAGCUGAUGGGAGUCAUCACUGACAAUCCAGUCUGGAUCAUCAUGGAGCUCUGCACACUCGGAGAGUUACGGUCAUUUCUCCAGGUGAGGAAGUACAGUCUAGACUUGGCCAGUCUCAUAUUGUACUCAUACCAACUCAGCGCGGCUCUGGCAUAUCUGGAGAGCAAACGCUUUGUACACCGGGACAUCGCAGCACGGAAUGUGUUGGUGUCUACAGUCGACUGUGUAAAGCUGGGGGACUUUGGUUUAUCACGAUACAUGGAAGAUAGCUCUUAUUACAAAGCAUCAAAAGGAAAACUCCCCAUUAAAUGGAUGGCUCCAGAAUCCAUCAACUUUAGAAGAUUUACCACAGCCAGUGACGUCUGGAUGUUUGGCGUCUGUAUGUGGGAGAUCCUAAUGUUCGGCAUCAAGCCUUUCCAGGGUGUGAAGAACAAUGACGUCAUUGGCAGGAUAGAGAACGGCGAGCGACUGGCUAUGCCCCCUCAGUGCCCUCCUACUCUCUACAGCUUGAUGACAAAGUGUUGGUCGUAUGAUCCCAGCAAGAGGCCACGCUUCACUGAACUCAAAACACAACUGAGCACUAUAUUAGAGGAGGAGAAGCUCCAGCAGAAAGAGAGGAACAGGAUGGAGAUGAGGAGACAGGUCACUGUUUCCUGGGACUCGGGUGGGUCUGAUGAAGCACCACCAAAACCGAGCCGUCGCCCCUCCCUGCAGCCCACCUUCAGUCUGGAUUGUCUGUCUGCUCCUUCUCCUCACCACCAUUGCCAUCAAAACCAGCGCUUUGCCUCACAGCUUUCCCUCUGCCUUGGAAACCCUCAUCCUUCGUCUCCUUGCACCUCUUCUUACCUACCCACUCCUCCACUCUACUCAUCAUCUCUGCAAUUUCCCCAUAACUUUUCCUCUUCUCCCAAUCCUCAGCCUCAGUCACCUUCUCUUCAUGUCACCACUCACUACAAUCAAUCUUUCUCUCAGCACAACACAAAGUUGGAUCUGGAAUCCAACGCUCAUCCCAGCUUGUCUCGUGCUAACUUCUAUUCUCCACCUCACACCAGCUCAGACUGCCUUUCCAAUGGCAUCUGCCCCUACAAGAAAAAUCCCCCUACUAACGGCCACCUGCUCUGUUCAUCCCAGCCAAAGUCAAACAACACACACUCCCAUCCCUGGCACUUCUCCCCUCUGCUUUCCCAAUCCAGCCCUAACCUUCACUCUCUGCCCCGCAGCAUGUCAAAUGUUUGUCCCCACAGCCUCCAGAAAAUCCAGCCCAAGUCAAAUUCUAAUCUUAAAACCCUGCUGUUGCCCAGCUUUCACACUGGCUGCCAAACUAAUCCCAGUACCCCUCUACAACCUGACUCUGACCCCCAGCACCAACACCCUGCUGUGCAGUCAUGUGGGAGGCCCCCGCUGGUCUACCCUCCCCCCCUCACUCUUCCACACACAGAGAGAGCCCUCCCAGUAUCCUCCGCGCAUACUCAGUCUUCCACUAACCACCAUCCACCCAGUCGAAUGACAAGCCUAACUACACCUUUUCCUACCACCUGCGCUGAAAGACCCAUGUCCAGACCCUUGAAGCCUAGUAGACCAGGCUAUCCCAGUCCUCGCUCCAGUGAAGGUUUUUACCCCAGUUCCCAGCAUCCUGGACACUACCAGAUGGCAGGGUAUCCCGGCCCUCACACCCUCCCCUCGGUGCCCAGCGCCCUCUACCCCCCACAGGCUGCGAUGCUGGACACACACCACGCGCACACCCACCCCCGCCACCACGUCCACACACACUCGCAUGCCCAGCACCUUCCCCAGCCACAUGGACACGACAUGGCACUGUGGGGCUCUGCGAUGGAGGACAGGGCAGUAGACAUGCAGCAGUGUGUAGGCCAGCAGUGCCUGUUAAUGGAGGAACAGCUGAUGAUACAACAACAGCAGAUGGAGGAGGACCAGAGGUGGCUGGAGCAGGAGGAAAGGCUGCUGAAACCAGACUCUAGAAGUUCUAGAGGGAGUCUGGACAGAGAAGAAGGUGGACUCCAACCACCGACAGGAAACCAGCACAUAUACCAGCCCGUUGGCAAACCAGAGCAUGCAGCUCCCCCAAAGAAACCCCCUCGACCCGGGGCCCAGAGCCAAGUGGGCAGUCUGGCCUGUCUAAAUACUGGAGACAGUUACAACGAUGGAGUCAAGCUGCAGCCCCAAGAGAUAAGCCCGCCCCCCACCGCCAACCUGGACCGCUCCAAUGACAAGGUGUAUGAAAAUGUGACAGGAUUGGUCAAAGCUGUGAUCGAGAUGUCGAGCAAGAUUCAGCCGGCUCCUCCAGAGGAAUAUGUUCCCAUGGUCAAGGAUGUGGGUCUGGCAUUGAGGACGUUAUUGGCCACAGUGGAUGAGACUCUACCACAACUUCCAGCCAGUACACACAGAGAGAUCGAGAUGGCUCAGAAACUUCUGAACUCUGACUUGGCAGAGCUGAUUGGGAAGAUGAAGUUAGCCCAACAAUAUGUAAUGACCAGUCUCCAGCAGGACUAUAAGAAGCAGAUGUUGACAGCGGCUCACGCUCUUGCAGUCGAUGCUAAGAACCUGCUGGAUGUCAUCGACCAAUCACGGCUCAAGAUGAUGGCCCACUCCCGCCCACACUAACCCCACGUCAGUUGAGCUGACCAACAGGAGCUGGUCUGCUAUUUGAGAGACAGUGUCACUAUGGUUACUGUUAGUAGUGGAGAACUAAAGACUCCUGGAUUAAUGACGUCAAUCAUGAUAUGUGAGAGUUGUUGGAGCUGACCGCUUUACAUCAAAGGAAACAAUGGCUCUGAUACUUAGACAACAGUCCGUGAAGAAUUGUUAGAUGUUGAAUCCUGUGUAAACUGCGGUAGUCCAUUCAUCUGGGAUAAAACUCUCCACCACUGUGACUUUCUUAAUACAAGAACAGAGCAAAAACACUUCCUGAAUCAGGGACUUGGCAGCUUCACCCUCUUUGGACUGGAAUAUAAUGAGGAGGGGAGGAAAAGUGAAGAGGAAGAUGACUGUGGGUGACUAUGGGUCCGGACCUGAAUCACUAUCAUGGGAGCGAUCGGGUGUGGAACUGUCGACAUCGAGUUGAUUAGUCCUGGUAGAAUACAACUCUCGCGCAAAGCCAUCAGAACUUGAUCGGUCUGCGUUUGAUCUGCAACAUAUCUGCAUGAAACUCAACGGUGGGAACGGACUCAGACGUCAGCCAGCAGCCAUGUUGGUACAUUUGUUGAUAUCACAUGUUUUUGACCCCUGGAUGUGAACCUGCUCCUCCGUUGACAUAACUCCACACCACCAUGGAUUCUAGUGACUGGGCAAAUCAAACCAGAUGUUUUCUAUUCAGCUGCGGUGCUUUGAGAGGACGCUUCAACGAAGAAAUUCAACAGCAAAGACGGUCUCGGUUUGGUUCGGAGAAGCAGCCUCCCACCCCUCCCUUGCUCCUCCCGCUUCUCUCUUCUAUCGAUUCCCGUCUUCCCUUCGUCUCACCAGGUUUUAUUUAUAGACUCAGAAAUUGCAGAGGAGGAGACGGAGGGAGAGAAGGGAAGAGCGUAUAAAAACUUGAGGACAGUCUAGCGCCAGUCUACUGCCUGAAGAUAGAACACACUAUUGUCCUCUCUGCUCUCUAUUUCACUCACUUUUCUUUCCUUUAGUUCUCACUUUCCCUCUCUCCUUCCUGAAGUCUUCCUCAGCUCCCCCUGAGCAGGUUUUAAAGACUCCAAAUGUGAAGAAUCCAACUCUGUCUGGGUGAAACGCCGCAGACAGGAAACUCCCUACUCGCACUCAGUUUAGUCUACUCUCUUCAUCUGCUGGCUCCAUGUUUUUUGUGUUGUUUACUGCAGUCACACUCUUCUUCCUCAAUACUGAUAUUCAAUCCCAGCAUUGACUCUGAUGAGCAUAAAUGGAAAAAAAAGGUAGAUUCUGGGGAUUCUCCCUCUUUAUCCAGGAGGCAGAGGAGGGCAUCAUGUCUCAGACUGAUCACUGAGCUUGACUUAACCUAUUUCUGUCUCCUCUUUUUUCUCACCCACAGCCCCAAUAACGUUCAGUUGUUGCUCAUAUAAGACUGCUCACACCUUUUUAGUGUCCCCUCACCCACCAGUGUCACAAAGUGAAUUUACCCGAGGACACAAACAAACCUCACAACUGGAACCUUUGUGCUUUUAGUCCCAGUUUCUGUCAGGUGUAACUCUUUAAAUAUGUCCCUCCUAACAACCGGCAAACGAACACACAUGUAAUGUGGAGCCACACGACUGGAACUUGUCUUGUUGACACAAAACACUGAACUGAAAAUACAGCAGAUCACAUGUGUCUUUGUUAAUAUUGACCCCACGUGGAGUAUGACAUACUGCUAUAUGAAAUAUACUGGUGACUGUACUGGUAUAGCAUGAUAUACUGGUAUGGAGAAGAGCAUAUUUGCACAGCACCAAAAAAAAAAUCAUAUCUUUUUUAGCCCUAUGUUACCCAGAUUGGAUUUCCAUGUUUACUCAGCAAUGACAUUAUCAGAUAUCUGGGCUUUAUAGGGAUAAAAAAUGUAAAAAAAAAACAAACAAAAAAACAAUCUAUUUUAUCUCCUUGUUGUUGCGUAAAUCUGCUCAUGUUGGUAUAUUGUAAGCUAUACUGGUGUGUAUCACUGGUGAAUUGUACAGAACUCGUACUAGUAAACACUGGUUUUUAUUUUGUCUUCUGGGCUAAAUCCGCCAUCGUGUCAAAUAGGAGGGGAAAAAAACAAUGAAAUAAAACAAUGUCGAAAUGGAAA
Dicentrarchus labrax (European seabass) is the source of this 7084-nucleotide messenger RNA. Its product is annotated as focal adhesion kinase 1. Gene Ontology annotation, molecular function: protein tyrosine kinase activity; ATP binding. Gene Ontology annotation, biological process: protein phosphorylation; signal complex assembly. Bases 670 to 4962 code for a protein of 1430 amino acids. The record is from RefSeq and is a predicted model, not a curated record. NCBI's taxonomy places the organism in Eukaryota, Metazoa, Chordata, Actinopteri, Moronidae. Gene Ontology annotation, cellular component: focal adhesion; cytoskeleton. The transcript is spliced from 35 exons.